Messenger RNA from Oryzias latipes (Japanese medaka), 3245 nucleotides. It is a transcript of the gene slc6a4b, whose product is annotated as solute carrier family 6 member 4b. The record is from RefSeq and is a predicted model, not a curated record. Gene Ontology annotation, biological process: serotonin uptake; sodium ion transmembrane transport; amino acid transport. Gene Ontology annotation, molecular function: serotonin:sodium:chloride symporter activity; serotonin binding. Gene Ontology annotation, cellular component: synapse; plasma membrane; neuron projection. Lineage: Eukaryota; Metazoa; Chordata; Actinopteri; Beloniformes; Adrianichthyidae.
UGCAGCAAUGACGGGUUUUGCACUCAUCUUGGGGGUGAGGGUGGGUGGUAGUGGAGGUCCUUCCAUUAUUUUCUAUGGAUUUUAACGUCAGAAUAGAGUCUGUUGCUACCGUGAAUUUUCCUCCCAGAAAGUUUUUUUAAUCAAACAAAAAAUGUGGGUUUGAUGACCAUUAACAACUUGAAAACGACAUAUCUGAAACUAACCCCUCAAGUUUUAAAAGUUCGUGCUGCUUUUCUCAAUCGACACCUCUUCUGUCUGCGUGACGGGUCGUCCAUCCAAGUGGCCGCUGCUGCCCCACCAACUCCUCCCACUCGGCCCUGUCAUCACCACAAGAGAAAGCCUCCUCCUCUCUGAGGGACUGCUCCUCUGACUGACUUUUCACAGUCCGAUGCCCCGACAGGACUCAGCAGGCAUGGCAGGCAGCCUCGCGCACCAGGGCUCCCCGAACCCGGGCUACAAUGCCCACAACCCAGUCACUGUGCCGGUCCCCACCCAGACUGACUCCAGGGACAAGUGGAGCAAGAAGAUGGAUUUUCUCUUGUCUGUCAUUGGCUUUGCAGUUGACCUGGGAAAUGUUUGGAGGUUUCCGUACAUAUGUUAUCAGAAUGGUGGCGGUGCUUUCCUUAUACCCUACAUAUUGAUGGCCAUCUUUGGUGGUGUGCCGCUCUUCUACAUGGAACUGGCGCUGGGGCAGUUCCACAGAACUGGAGCCAUAUCCAUAUGGAAACACAUCUGUCCCAUUUUCAAAGGGAUAGGUUAUGCCAUUUGUAUCAUCGCUCUGUAUGUGUCCUUCUACUACAACACCAUCAUCGCUUGGGCCCUUUUCUACUUCUACUCCUCAUUUUCAACCAUCUUGCCUUGGACAAACUGCGAUAAUGCUUGGAAUACCCCUGACUGCACCAACUAUUUUGGCAUGGACAACGUCACUUGGACAAAUUCCUCAAGGUCUCCAGCAGAGGAAUUUUACACGAGAAACGUCCUGGAGAUCCAUAAGUCGUCGGGGUUGAAAAAUGUGGGGGGGGUCCGCUGGCAGCUGUUGCUUUGCCUUUUUUUGAUUUUCACUAUAGUUUACUUCAGCCUCUGGAAGGGGGUCAAGACCUCAGGGAAGGUUGUGUGGGUGACCGCCACCUUGCCCUACAUAGUGCUUUUCAUCCUUCUCAUUCGAGGAGCCACUCUGCCAGGAGCCUGGAGAGGAGUGGUGUUUUAUCUAAAGCCGCAGUGGGAAAAGCUGUUGGAGACUAGCGUGUGGGUGGAUGCCGCAGCGCAGAUUUUCUUCUCUCUUGGGCCGGGGUUUGGAGUCCUCCUGGCUCUUUCCAGUUACAACCCUUUCACAAACAACUGUUAUCGAGAUGCUAUAGUGACCAGUUUGGUGAACUGUCUGACCAGCUUUGUGUCGGGUUUUGUGAUCUUCACGGUCCUGGGUUACAUGGCAGAGAUGAGGAAGGUAGAGGUCGAAGAUGUUGCUAAAGAUAAAGGACCCAGUUUACUCUUCAUCACGUACCCAGAAGCAAUUGCAAACAUGAUGGGUUCAACAUUUUUUGCAAUAAUCUUUUUUGUGAUGAUGAUCUCACUGGGACUUGACAGCACGUUUGGCGGUUUGGAGGCGAUCAUCACUGCAGUGCUGGAUGAAUACCCAGAUCAGCUCUCACACAGACGAGAACUUUUUGUGCUUUGUUUGGUGGUGGUCUGUUUCCUGGGCUCCCUGAGCACGCUCACAUACGGUGGUGCCUAUGUGGUGAAGCUGCUGGAGGAGUUUGGAGUGGGAUGCUCCAUCAUUGCAGUCGGAUUCCUGGAGGCCAUCGCUGUUUCUUGGUUCUACGGUAUAAACAGAUUCAGCAAUGAUGUUCAGGCAAUGCUGGGCAAAGCACCAGGAUUAUUUUGGAGGGUUUGCUGGGUCGGCAUCAGCCCAGCAUUUCUGGCGUACAUCAUAGUUAGCUCCUUGCUGAAAGCCCCACCGCUCACCCUGUUUGACUAUAAAUACCCAGACUGGAGCAUCACGGUGGGCUACAUCAUCGGUUUCUCGUCUUUCAUGUGGAUCCCCAUCUACAUGGUUUACAAGCUGGUGUGGACACCUGGUUCUCUCAAACAGAGGUUGGCGGUGUGUCUGAGGCCAGAGAGGACCAUUCCAGACAUCCAUGCUGACAACCUCAACAUGACCAUUGUACAGUAGAGCGCCAAACGCAUCAGUGUUCUUGUGAAUUAUUUUUCAUGCCACACUUGGAAGUCAAUCGUGAUCAAACCUGACCUGACAUCAUGACUGUUCACCUGUUGGUGAUGUGGAACAUGUCAGCUGACUCUCACUGCAUUUGUCCACUCUGUGAAAGAGCUGAGUGCUGCUAGGGCCGUCAUUCUGAGAGGGACUCCGAUAGCAAUACCUUUGCUCUGUGUGUGAUGCUCACAAGUAUCAUUGAUAUAGUUUUCAUCCUUGCUUCUGUGGUUGUAUAAGUCAUCUGUGCUAAAUUCAGUGGUCUGUUGGUAUUUAUGUAACAAUGCCAAGGACGACUGCAUCGUGUUUUUGAAAGUGUAACAUUUGGCACAUCAUUUUCAGAACGUGGGUUCGCGUCCUCUCAUGUUUUCUGUGGUGCACAGGUCUACUCGAGGUCCAUCGAGCAGGUCAAACAUGCCAAAACUGAAACACAGAUAAAGCUUUUUAAAUAACAGCCUAUUCAACUGUAUUAUUUUUUAUUUUUACACUUUAAAAGGAUCAGAAUAUAGAAUUAUAGUAUUUAGUAGAAGAUUAUUUAAAUUCAUUUUUCUUUUGCAGCAUGUCAGUAGAACAGUUUCAGUACCUAACAGUGACUCAUUAAAGAUGUUGGAUAUGAUUUAACAACAGAAAAAGUUUAUUUUUCCUCCACAGAUGCAUCAUUUGUUCAGUCAUGAAGAAGAACAACAAUCUAAAAAUAUGACACUUGUGAGUGAGGUUAUGACUGCUGUUUCAUAAUUGAAGGUAUAAUAAGCAUGUACAAGAUGGUUUUUCGCAACUAUUUAUCAACAUACUUCUCAUCUCAUAAUUAAAAAAACUCCAGUGAUAAUGUUUUGCCUCAAUCGGAUCAAACAUAACUAUCCUUUUGUUGCCUCUCCAGCGAUGUAUGUUCUGAUGUUUUGGCAUAUAUCUUAAGUUUUAGUCACAAGUGUCAACUUAUCUUCAAAGCUUUUUUAACACUUAUUUGAAAAUGAUGUAAUGAUUGUUGUCUCAUGCGUUGCAAAUUUCUGAUCAGAUGUGUAUAAAGUGAUACAGUGAUGUA